CCAAACGCAACGUUAGUAACCACUUUCGGGGCACUACCUUAUCGUCUCCGAGCAGAGGAACACGAACACGAAAACCUCUUUCCUAGUCCCCUUAGUGUUUCCUCUGCUGAAUAAUCAAACCUCAAGAAAAUGAAAGAAGACCAAACCAUGUUGAUUUGGCGAGAGAUUCCUGGUCUCGAAUUAACAAGAGAAGACCAUUUGUGUAGCAAAUGGCUGGGUGCCGGUAAUAAUGCUAGCGGUGGCCGUUGCAGUAAUUUUGCUUGUGUUUCUGUGGCGGAAAAGAGAGAGGAGAGAGAGUUGGUGCCAACCACGGCGCAGCUCCUAAAGCAUCCAUUGGUUUUGCUUGCUUUGGUUCCUAAAGAGGCGGCGUUGUUCGCCGCCGGCGCUAUUGCCGGUGUCGCCGCAAAGACCGUCACUGCGCCUCUCGACCGUAUCAAGCUUCUAAUGCAGACCCAUGGAUUCAGAACUGGGGCAGAAAGUGCUAAGAAGAGCAUUGGGUUCAUUGAGGCAUUUACAUCAAUAGGAAAGGAAGAAGGAAUUAAAGGGUACUGGAAAGGCAACCUUCCUCAGGUGUUACGUAUCAUACCUUAUAGUGCGGUCCAGCUGUUUGCUUAUGAAACCUACAAGAAAGUUUUUAGUGGAAAAGAUGGUGAGAUCUCUGUUAUUGGAAGACUAGCGGCAGGUGCUUGUGCUGGCAUGACUAGCACAUUUGUUACAUACCCUCUAGAUGUCCUCAGGUUACGAUUAGCAAUUGAGCCGGGGUACUUAACAAUGACAGAGGUUGCCGUUAACAUGCUGAGAGAGGAAGGAGUUGCAUCCUUCUAUAAUGGUCUUGGACCUUCGCUUACUGCAAUAGCUCCUUACAUUGCUUUGAACUUUUGCGUUUUUGAUUUGGUGAAGAAGUCUUUGCCUGAGAAAUAUCAGAAGAGGACUGAAAUGUCCCUAGCAAUAGCUUUGGUAUCAGCUACAAUUGGCACACUCAUGUGCUAUCCGUUGGACACAGUCAGACGGCAAAUGCAAAUGAAGGGUUCACCUCACAAGACGGUUUUGGAUGCCUUUCCAGGAAUUGUGGCACGUGAUGGCUUUCUUGGAUUGUACAGGGGUUUUGUGCCCACUGCAUUGAAAACUCUACCAAACAGCAGGUUCAUGUUGUUUCCUUUAUCAUCUCAUCCUAUCCGUUCUUUUUUUUUUUUUUGUGCAAUUUCUUUUGGUGUUCAUUGUCUAGUCUUCAAGUAGACAGGUGAGGCAUUCUGUUUUAGUCUUUUUUGGCGAGUUAGUUGCAGUUGAGAAUGCCUUGGCUUUGGCCAAGUUCUGCAAUGUUUCCUCUAUGAGUAGGCUGUUCUCUCAAACAAACAUCAAUUGCCUUGCCAUGAAACAUUAAUUAAGAAGGAAAUAAAAGUUAACCAAGAGUUUUCAUGCAUAUUUCCGAAAUAAUAAGGCAAUGCUAGGACAUCCCAUGGCGAAGGUAAUCACAUUUCAUUGGGAUCACCUUAGUCUGGGACUCUGUUCUUUAAUAACACCUCCCAAAAGUUCAUAUUUCUGAUGGAAGACUUUUUCAGGAUGUUAUAAUGAUCUGGUCUCAAUUUUCACCUCCUUUUCAAUUGCAGCAUUAGGCUUACCACCUUCGACACUGUUAAACAUCUGAUUUCUGCCAGUGAGAAAGAGUUUCAAAGAAUGAUGGAGGAAAAUCGCAAAAAACACAAGCAGGCUGACUGCUAGUGAACAGUGAUUGUGAUACCUAGAUUUUUUACAUACGAUACUUGAAUGGUUUUUUCUUGCUAAUUUUUUCUUUUAAUUUUUGCCUGUCUAGCUCAAGCAUUGACCUUUUUGUGGGUUUCAUAUCAUGGUAAAAGCAUUGUAAGAGGUGGGAGAGCAUACGAGCUGUCGGUAAUCAUUUUCGGCCUCUAAUUUUGUAAUACAAUAGGUUGUGCAAGACUUGGAAUGCUGCUGGUAGUGUAUAUGCCAUUUUUUUUCAAUCCAUUGUAAUAUUUUUCAUUGCACAAGCAAGUGAAGUAGACUGUGAAGUGAUAUGAUCAAUUGAACAUUUUGGCGCACU
Ilex paraguariensis (yerba mate) is the source of this 2056-nucleotide messenger RNA. The record is from the annotation of a GenBank genome assembly. NCBI's taxonomy places the organism in Eukaryota, Viridiplantae, Streptophyta, Magnoliopsida, Aquifoliales, Aquifoliaceae.